CAAAACGGGCUACCAAAACUGGGAACUUGGACAGCCAAAUAGUGCUAAUGGAAAGGACAACUGCGUGACUAUGGGCAUUUCUGGAGGAUGGUAUGAUGCGCCCUGUCAAUUAAUCAGGACUUUCAUUUGUUACAAUGCUACAAACCAAAAUGAGAAAACCUACGUGUUCAUCUCAGCUUCAAAAACAUGGGCUUAUGCUCAAGCAUACUGCAGAGAACACUACACAGACCUGGCGACGAUCGAGAACACAGAAGAAAAGAAUCGCGCAUAUUCUGUAAAACCAGUUUAUGUUGAAAGUUGGAUUGGUCUGUACAGAGUGCCGUGGACUUGGUCCGACAAGACCCAGAGCUCUUUUAGAUUUUGGAAAAGUGGCAGCCCAAAUAACUACGGUGGGAAUCAAUUCUGUAUGGCUGAGAAUCCUGAACAUGAGUGGGAUGACGACGACUGUCUGUCCAAGUUUCCUUUCAUCUGCCAUCAAGUUUCAAGAGUGAAGACAACCGUCCAGAUGAUGAUUCACACUGACGCCGACUUAUCUGAUCCAGCUACUAACACCGAAAUCCUGCAGCAGCUUGGUGCAGAGCUAACAAGUCAAGGCUGGACUGACUUCAAUCUGCAAUGGAAGAUUCAGCCCAGAAAACAGGAGGAAGAGAAACUCGGGGAAUAUUAAUUCAGUUUACAUUCUUGAUAUGUUUGUCUGCAAAUCCACCAACAGACAUAAUGAUGUUGUUAGUCACAAUACUCAGUACAGUUACUCUAAUUUGUGUAUUUCAUUAUGAUGCAGUAUUGGCUUGGUAUCCUGUCCAUCAACAUGAAUCCCACUGCAAAAUAUUGGUGUUCAAUUUGAUUCGGAGCUCACAUUAAUCCCUCACGUCAACAAACUGGUCCAGUCCAGUUUCUACCACCUACGGUCCAUUUCAAGAAUCAAACACAUGCUCUCACUCCCCAACCUGGAAAAAGUAAUUCACGUAUUCAUCUUUUCAAGAUUUUGAUUUUUCUCCUACUGUUUGAAGUGAUUAUAUUACAUUUAUUUGGUUUGUAUAAUUCACCUAUUUGAUUUAUUCCAUCUCUUUAAUUUGCUAGUUGUAUUCAUUUUUAUUGUUAUUAUUUAUUUCGUUUGACCAAUUUUUCACUCAUAUCUUUGUUCUACUUCCUUCUGCUUUGUUUAGUCAAGCACUUUGUAAACUGUGUUUUUAAUAAGUGCUAGAUAAAUAUAGUAUAAUUAUUAUUAUAUUACAUAAUUAUGCAAUACAAUGAUGUGUGGAACAACAGACACCAGCAAUGAAUCUGAGGGUGGAGUGAUAAAUCACGUCUAGUUCAGUAAGAGCGGACAGAUAAAAAGUUUGUCAAAAGUUUACUGGAGAAUUUCAAAGGCCUUAUGUGCUGUUUUUGCACAGCAGUAGAGGACUGUAUCAUCAGCAUAAAGAUGGCUGUUACAAUUUAUUAUAGAGGAUCUACUCUUGUUAACAUAGGCUGUGGAUAAGAAAGGACCCAGUACUGAACCUUGCAGAACCCCUUUAAUCAAUGGUAAAAACACGGAAAGAUCAUUUUCUACAGUCACACACUGUAUGUGUAUGAGAGAGGUAGUCCUUGAACCAGUUAUGAAUUAUAAUCAAAACCAACAUCACUUAACCUCUGUAUGACCAAAGCAUGGUCAACAGUAUCAAAACCUUUUGUUAGAUCCACAAAGAGGGCAGCAUAGUACUUCCCUUUAUCAACAGCAGACACACACACACACACACACACUCAAACAAAUACUCUUAAGAAUAAUGUGUUUCUGAUAUGGUCUCUGUUGUCUAUUAUCUAAUUGACACUUGCAAACUUCCAAUAAAAUAUAUUUUCUGAUAAAUAAUUUGGUAACAUUAUAUUCUAGGUGAACCUAAACUAAAUCAUGUCUGUAUAUAAUCCAUUAUAAAUCUGUGCAGCUAGUCAACUUGUCAAUACAUCCAUAUUGGAAGGUAUUAAGGCUUUGAAAGG
Acanthopagrus latus (yellowfin seabream) is the source of this 1974-nucleotide messenger RNA. Its product is annotated as C-type lectin lectoxin-Thr1-like. The record is from RefSeq and is a predicted model, not a curated record. Lineage: Eukaryota; Metazoa; Chordata; Actinopteri; Spariformes; Sparidae. The coding region runs from base 71 to 667 and encodes 198 amino acids. The transcript is spliced from 4 exons.